AUGCAGGCAAAGCAGAAACGGCACAAGAUAUGCCGAAAAACCUUCCAACUUGCCCACGAGACUGAACCCGUCAGCGAGGAAUUCGGUGUGAAAGAAUCCAUGGAUCUAAAAAUAUCCAUGGGACGGGGCAGACCGUUGCCAGGCCCUCUUCCUGACCUCGAAGAUUACGUUGUUGAUUUUGACGGAGUCGAAGAUCCAUCGCAUCCUUACAACUGGCCAUUUCCCACCAAACUCUUUACUGCCGUGCUGGUAUGCUCGGGUACUUUCAUAACCUCUUUGUCCAGCGCGGUCUUCGCCCCAGGGUCCGAUAGCGCGAGCAACGAAUUCGGCGUUGGAGCAGAAGUCGGAAAAUUGGGUACAACGCUCUUUGUUCUAGGAUUUGCAUCGGGACCGGUGAUAUGGGCUCCAGCAUCUGAACUUUAUGGCAGGAAAUGGCCCUUGACCAUCGCCCUGCUCGCCGGUGGAAUAUUCACCAUAGGUACCGCUGUCGCCAAAGAUAUCCAAACACUCCUCAUCUGUCGCUUCUUUGCAGGAAUGUGUGGCGCGAGCCAGCUUACAGUCGUCCCGGGAGUACUGGCAGAUAUAUACGACAACACCCAACGCGGUAUCGCCAUCUCACUCUAUGCUUUGACCGUCUUUGUCGGCCCGUUUGCUGCACCUUUCAUCGGUGGAUUUCUUGCGACGAGUUACCUGGGAUGGCGCUGGACUCUCUACAUUCCAGCUAUCAUCGGUCUCGUUACAGGCGCAGUGUCGGUUGUGUUUCUGCGUGAAACAUUCGCACCGGUGCUACUUAUAACGAAGGCCACGGAAAUGCGGCGUCGAACGAAGAUCUGGGGCAUCCAUGCGAAACAGGAAAGAAUGGAAGUGGAUUUCGGAGAAAUGGCUACGAAAUACUUCACUCGUCCACUGAAGAUGCUUUUGACUGAGCCGAUCAUUUUACUCGUUUCGCUCUAUAUGUCUUUUAUCUAUGGGCUUAUUUAUGCACUCCUAGAGGCAUAUCCAUAUGUCUUUGAGAAUACGUAUGGGAUGAAGGCCGGAAUCAGUGGAUUGCCUUUUAUAGGCCUGAUUAUCGGAGUCGCCCUGGCACUAACAUUUAUCUUGCUGGAACAUGGCAGCUAUGCAAAGAAGUUGAUAGCUAACAAAGGCAUACCUGUGGCUGAAUGGCGUCUGGUUCCUCCGCUUUUUGGGGCACCCGUGUUUACCAUCGGAAUAUUUUGGCUUGGUUGGACUGGUUACGAUCCAAAAAUACACUGGGUGGUACCUACUGUCGCUGGGAUCUUUGUUGGGUUCGGCGUUCUUUGCGUAUUUCUUCCUUGUUUCAACUACCUGAUUGAUGCUUAUCUACCUUUCGCUGCCUCCACAGUCGCUGCCAAUAUCAUUCUCCGCUCUACGGUGGCCGCAGGUUUUCCGCUUUUCACAACUCAGAUGUUCGAAAAUAUGGGUAUUCAAUGGGCAUCCUAUGGCCCUCUACUUCGAAGCAAAAGCAAGCUUUUCAAAUGA
Molecule: messenger RNA, 1500 nt
Organism: Penicillium manginii
Lineage: Eukaryota; Fungi; Ascomycota; Eurotiomycetes; Eurotiales; Aspergillaceae
Product: MFS transporter
Exons: 7
Coding region: 1-1500 (499 amino acids)
Biological process (GO): transmembrane transport
Molecular function (GO): transmembrane transporter activity
Source: RefSeq, a predicted model, not a curated record